Dermacentor albipictus is the source of this 1941-nucleotide messenger RNA. RefSeq lists its product as uncharacterized. Lineage: Eukaryota; Metazoa; Arthropoda; Arachnida; Ixodida; Ixodidae. The record is from RefSeq and is a predicted model, not a curated record.
GACACAGACCGCAACGGUCUCGUGGGCUGCAGCUCGGCAGGCGACGCGUUCAACACUGGCAGCAACGCUCGCCCGGCCCAGUUCAUCUCGCAGGUUGUCGAUCGGGCACUGAGAGUCGCCAUGGACACUACUCCCCCUGAACAAAGUGCUACCACUGCUACUGAAGGUGCUCUCCUGUGACGAUCUUCACCGGCGCUGGUCUGCUGCUGCUCCUCCUCGUUGGAUUCUCGCUUUUCGUGUUCGUCAGCGCAAACACUGGCGACGCGGCGGCAUUCGAAGUCACGGCCGAGCCGGAGCCCGAACCCGAGAGCAGGGCCAGCAAGAGAAGCGGGAUGGAUGUCGCCGGUCCUGCAAAGAACGACUCCGAGCCGCGCUACGGAGGCGAGUCUGGGACCGAUCCCAAAGCAACGCCGAACGAAGGGUUCGACGAGACGGACGACGACAGCCACGCGGUCACCGGCCUCGUUCCCGAGAAAGAGCUACUCUACAAAGCGGCGACGCGCAGGAUUCGCUGGAAAGCAAUGCCAACAGCGACAGCCACGAACGCGGGAACAGUUACCCCGACGGGCUCCGUCACAACCGGCGGACGGCGAGAAUCCUCGAUCGCGGGGCCGCCGGAAGCCGGGCUUCGUCCGAGCGGCGGCGGCGGGCCCCAGCAGCUUCCCGCCCGUUCGCUGGUGUGCGUGCUGGGCGGCCGCUCCGAGGAGUACGGCCCGGUGUCGGUGGACGGCCUCUGCGACGUGGUCCUGGCGCCCUUCUACGCGCUGCCCGGCGGCGACACCUUCCUCGACGACGGCCACGGGGUCACGCAGGCGGUGCUCGAGAUGGCCGCCAAGUCCAUCAAGACCACUUACGGCAUCCACGUCCCGCUCGAAAAGCUGUCUCAGGUGAGAACCGACCUCGUGAGACAGAAAGCCCAGGACAGGAUGAAAUACUACUGGAUCGAGCAGAACAUCUACCACUACGCAGUUCUAGACCUGGAGAUAGGGCUCAACGGCACUGCAGCUUCUAAUAUAGUCGGCCGAGUUUUCACCGUCCUUAAGCUGUUCGCAAAGAUCCAGGAGGCGAUUCGACAGGCGGUGUCGGCCGAACACACGUCGGAAGCGCAGCCCGACGCCUACAUCCUGCUGGGCGUUCACCUACGGAUGGCCACCAACGACAAACUUUUCAAGGCGCUUCAGAAGAACGUCCGGUCCUUCACAAUCAGCGCCCUCAUAGCCAGAACUCACAUCACCGAGCGUGAUUACGACGGCUGCAAGACCAAUGGGCCUGCGCCGUACGCGAUUGAAAAGAACGACCAUAUUAUGGGAAUGUCCAACGCGGUGGCCUACGUGAGGACGUUCCCCUGGGUGCAGCGAACGUCCCUGGCCGUCUCGUUCACGCUGUGCGCUCGCUGGUACCGGCCCAAGAAGGAGUUCCUCGUCGGGGUCGAUUGCGUCAAGGACGCCAUGUCGGUGUCGUCUUCCGGAGCUGUGUGCAGCGAAAAACCAGACUUCUUCGCCAACCAGGCCAUCGACAAGACGCAGCACACGGCGUUCUCGUGGCAGACUCCUGAUCUCAUGGCCACGUACGACACCGCUGACACGAUGCAAUGGAAGAUGUGUUCGCUGGCGUUCGAGUACCGACGCCUGAACCUGGCCGUCGCCCUGUUCGACGUGGAGUGCGACGACUGGCAAUCCCAGUGCACGCGCCCCAGCGCGUCGUACAUGCGGGGCUACGAGAGGACGCGCAGAAUGCGUGCCUACCUGCGCGGCCUGCAGUCGUCCGGCCGCCGGAACGGCAACGUCAGCACCGCCUGCCAGGAAGUGCAGAAGAAGGCCCUGGCAUGAGCACGCUCUUCACCGAGGGCAUGACGAGCACACCCGCGCACAUAAGCACCGUACGGACUGUCAAUGUGCCUUUGCCGAUGGCAGGGGGUUUCAAUAAACUUAUCGUGAUAGC